Molecule: messenger RNA, 601 nt
Organism: Hippopotamus amphibius kiboko
Lineage: Eukaryota; Metazoa; Chordata; Mammalia; Artiodactyla; Hippopotamidae
Gene: MSMB
Product: microseminoprotein beta
Exons: 4
Coding region: 19-471 (150 amino acids)
Source: RefSeq, a predicted model, not a curated record
CCUCUGUAAACACUGAAUAUGUCCUUGGCGUGUUAUCUUUUCAAAUGUCGCCAAACAUGCAGCUGUCAUCUCUGUUAUAAGUUCAGCGUGACUUUCCCUGGAUGCACAUGCCUGCAAGGACUCGUGCUCAUCAGAAUGAAUGCUCUUCUGGGUAGCCUUGUGGUUUUAGCCACCUUUGUAACGCUAUGCGAUGCCCAGUGCUAUGUCAUACUUAAUCAGAACCCUGCAUCUAACGAAUGCAAGGACCUCAGUGGAGUCACACACCCGCGGAACUCAAAGUGGAACACGGAGAACUGCGAGGAGUGUACUUGUGAUGAAGGUGUAACUAACUGUUGCAACACUGCUGCUAUACCUAUGGGUUACGACACAGACAAGUGCCAGAAAAUCUUCAACAAGGAGACCUGCACCUAUAAAGUGGUGGAAAAGGAGGACCCAGAAAAGACUUGUGAUGUCAGUGGAUGGGUGGUAUAAUGUGCUUCUCGUGGGCCCAGAGCUCCCAGCCUGGGGGACCCCAGGUUCUCCCAGGCGAGGCUGCAUUCUCCUAUGGCCUCUAACAGUCUAUGAUUGUAUAACCAUACCUAUCAGUAAAAAAAUGUUUUGA